AUGCACAUUGACAAAAUACAGAGUCCAAACAGAGAGAGGGAGAUGGAGAGAUCCAGCCAGCGAUUAGCAGCCAAUGGCAGGCGAGGAUCCGGCCUCCUCCGGUCGCUGCGGCCGCCGUCCGGGUCUAACCACUUGACGCUGCCAGGCUGUCUGGUCGGUUCGUCGGCGACAAGUAGCUGCGGUUGCCUCAGCCAGUGCUUAAAUGUGCGCGUCGCUACCCGAAUCCUUUCAGUCGAUCAGCAACAAGCCGCCAGGAUGAGCAAGGAUCACCAGGAUAGAAUCAUCAGCCCCCGGGAGCGACGUCUGCUGCGUACGCCGAAGUGCGCCCGUUGCCGCAACCAUGGUGUCAUCUCCUGCGUCAAGGGCCACAAGCGGCUGUGCCGGUGGCGCGAGUGCUGCUGCCCCAACUGCCAGCUGGUGGUGGACCGUCAACGGGUAAUGGCCGCCCAGGUGGCCCUGCGACGCCAGCAAACCAUGGAGGCUUUGGAGGUCAACACCACCACGACAGCAACAGCCUCCAGCGAGGGUGAGGAUUCGCUUACCUCCACAUCACCCCCGCCAUUGGGAUUUAGGAACUCCAGCGCAACAUCUGCCACAUCAUCAUCAUCGUCAUCCGCCACGCGACAGGCCUUGAUGGCCCAGAAAAGGAUCUACAAGCAGCGGCUGCGCAGCCUGCAGCAGUCCACGUUACACAUUACCGCUGCCAUGGAAGAGUACAAGCAGCGCUUUCCCACGUUCACAUCGCCGCUGAUGGAGCGCAUGCGCAAGCGGCGGGCGUUCGCCGAUCCGGAACUGAACCAUGUCAUGGAGGCGACACUGGGCGGGAACGCUUUGUACUUUGCCACCGUUGCCGCGGCUGUGCAGCAGGAGCAGCAACACCACCACCACCACAACUUGUAUCAAUCAAUGCCGCCGCCGCCUGUGAACACACUGGUGGACACGCCCAGGACACGCCUGACGCAGCACUCCAGCUCCAGCACCGUCAAGAAGCCCAAGCUUAGCUUCUCCAUUGAGGCCAUCAUGGGCCUCAGCACGUAGCCCCUGAAGGACACUCUCUCACUCUGUACAUAGAACUAGGAUUA
Molecule: messenger RNA, 1082 nt
Organism: Drosophila kikkawai
Lineage: Eukaryota; Metazoa; Arthropoda; Insecta; Diptera; Drosophilidae
Gene: dmrt11E
Product: doublesex-Mab related 11E
Biological process (GO): sex differentiation; regulation of transcription by RNA polymerase II
Cellular component (GO): nucleus
Molecular function (GO): DNA-binding transcription factor activity, RNA polymerase II-specific; RNA polymerase II cis-regulatory region sequence-specific DNA binding
Source: RefSeq, a predicted model, not a curated record